This is a messenger RNA of Prunus dulcis (almond), 1062 nucleotides long. RefSeq names its product ankyrin repeat-containing protein ITN1-like. Lineage: Eukaryota; Viridiplantae; Streptophyta; Magnoliopsida; Rosales; Rosaceae. The transcript is spliced from 2 exons. The coding region runs from base 1 to 1062 and encodes 353 amino acids. Gene Ontology annotation, molecular function: protein binding. The record is from RefSeq and is a predicted model, not a curated record.
AUGCCUUUCUUCCAAACUUUGUUAGACAAUGAUUGGGAUGCUGCCAUGGAGUGUGUUAGGCAACAUCCUGAGAAACUAAAUGCGACCUUUGAACAAUUCGACAAUGGGACAGCUCUUCAUUUCUUAGUCUCAAACGGGAGGUUUGAAAUUGCAAAAGAGUUGGUGCAGCUAAUGAGCGAGGAAGACUUAGAAAUACUAGACUCUAUUGGUCGAACAGCUCUACAUUUAGCUUUAUUACAUCGAGGAGAUUCCCAUCAAAUAGUUAAGUUCAUGGUUGAAAAGAACAAGAAAUUACUUAGCAUUCGUUUUAACAAUGAUGAAAUUGCAAUUCCAUUUGUCUUGGCGACUAUAGAAGGAAGGGUAGCAAUGUCUCAGUAUCUCUAUUCUGCCUCUCCACUGGAAACUCUGGAGGACCUUGCCUAUGCCGGUGUAGUUAUGUCUCCGUGUGUGGAGUUGGGGAGUAUUGUACAUCCUGUACAUCGUGAAACUAAAAAUCUGACAGAUCGUAUGACACCAAGGGCCCUAUUUACCAAGAAGCAUAAGGAAUUGGUGAAAGAGGGCGAAAAGUCAAUGAAACAAACAGCAAAUUCUUGUACCGUUGUGGGUGCUCUCAUUGUGACCAUGAUGUUUGCUGCAGCAUUCACAGCUCCUGGAGGAAAUAAUGGAGAUAUUGGUCUUCCUAUAUUCUUGAAUGAAAAGGUGUUCAAAAUUUUUAUAUUCUCAGACGCUAUCUCCCUAUUUUCUUCCACAACUUCAGUAAUGACAUUUCUGGAAAUUCUCACAUCACGUUAUGCUGAAGAUGAUUUCCUCAAAUCAUUGCCUAGAAAAAUGAUAUUAGGCCUUUUCACUCUUUUUAUAUCUAUCGUCAGCAUGAUGAUUGCCUUUUCUUCUGCCCUUUUCAUUAUGCUCGACGGAAAACCAUCCAUUGUCAUACCAGUCAUUUUGCUUUCCAGUAUUCCAAUUACCUCGUUCAUAAGGAUGCAAUUUCCCUUCCUCGUUGAGAUAUUUAUUUCUACUUAUCGAGCAGGGAUCUUUAACAGGAAUGUCGAACCUUGGCCUUAG